CGCGCUGUUACUCUAUCACUCUAUGAGCUGUCCGCCAUUAGUUGGUCUGUGCGAGCGGGGCGGUGUGUUCGCUGGUCGCUAGGUUGGCACGCAGCAGCAGCAUGUCUUGGUCCAAGAGCCUCGCUGUCAUACCGAAAAGCAUUGAUAUAGGCAAAAUAGAGGCGUAUCGAACGUCGAGAAGCGUCGGAAACCGCAAUGCACUACGCAGCCAUAAGUUCGUCGCAGAAAGCUACGUCCAGUGCUCGACGAUUGAAACAUGUUCAUUCACAGCGCAUGAUUCCACGCUCGUGCGCGUACGCGCUAAGUGCUUCAGGAGCCAAAAGAAGACUGCAACACCAUAUGCCGUGUCAGCCCUGCUGACGCACGAUGGUUUUGUGAAAGAGUGUACAUGCGAGUGCGCUGCUAGAGAGAACGGUACAUGUCACCAUGUCAUGGGACUGUUGAAAGUCCUUGUGCUGCUUCUUGACAACGGGUAUGCAGAGGCUCCGCCAGAAAUGUCAUGUACGGAACUGCCACAAAUCUGGAGAAGGCCCCGGGGGCACAAAAUACCGGCUUCUAGCGUCGACGAAAUUGACUGGAGAGCCGCACGGCCAGACGGUCUUUCUUACCCACUCCAAUCGCGUCUUUAUGAAGCCAGGAAAAGACCGCGGAGCGUAGAAGAGGUUCAGAAAGCUGUGAGGCAGUUUGCAAGAGAGAUGGCUGCACAUACUGCGAGUCCACUUCUGGAAUACUGGCAGUCUGCAACACCAAAGAAAGCAGACAGUUUGUUUGGCGAGACAUGCGAAGGCAGCCUCUUGUGGAGUCAGAAACCACUUGUGCCACAUGACUUCACCACUUAUUUAUGCCCAGAAAUUCAGGUUGGGGUGAAUACGGAGUUGACACCCAUGCAGCCAGCAUUUUUUUCAGAACCCGUAAACACUGUUGUGUCGUGUGUGGGCCUGCCACCAACGCAGCAGGCUGUAAUCGAGGCUCUCAUGCUGUCUGUUGAUCAAGCUCGCCAGCUUGAGCAGACCUCUCGCCAGCAGAGCCAAAGUGCGACAUGGAAAGCUGCUCGCAAGAACCGCUUAACUGCUUCAAAUUUUGGUGUUGCUGUUACACGUGAGAAUUGGACACAAAAAGGCCUGCAGAGCCUCACCACAGACAGAGAUCUGUCUAGAGUAAGGGCCAUCCAGUAAGUACAGGUUCAAAAACAU
Messenger RNA from Dermacentor silvarum, 1193 nucleotides. RefSeq lists its product as uncharacterized. Bases 102 to 1175 code for a protein of 357 amino acids. Lineage: Eukaryota; Metazoa; Arthropoda; Arachnida; Ixodida; Ixodidae. The record is from RefSeq and is a predicted model, not a curated record. Gene Ontology annotation, molecular function: zinc ion binding. The transcript has 3 exons.